UUAAGUUUUGGUCCUCUUACUCUCUUGUUUUAUUUUUCGCUUCUCUUGUUGCUUCUAGUGCACAACUGUCCUCUUGUUUUUGACUUAGUCGUUUUUGUUUCGGACCACUUUGCUUUCUUCAAGACCUGCAGACCUCGUUAAUUAAUCACCACUGUUUUUCCGGGGCACGCAUCCUCAGGUUUUUCCUACGACCUAAGAUACGCGCCGCUUUUUUUCCUUUUUUUUGAAGUUUUGAUCAUUCGUCUUCCAGAACAUUAUUUUCACUAUUCUCACCCUGACCAGAAGUGACCAUCUAAAUCAAGUGAAGAUCAACGAUCGUUCAAUCCUGACGAACGUUAAAAAGACUCUUUGAGCCGCUGAGAAACGGACCCACGGACGACUGUUGGACCGCUGUGCUUUUUUUCACUCACUCUCAUCAUCAACUCCGACCAGACCUGCUACGGCGGUCAUCGUGGACCACCGGCAUCCUUGAUCCGAAAGAACUCGACGGGGAGCCUUGGUAUCAUUCGGCGGAGUUCAAUUGAACACCACGGUGCAGGAAUGGCUUCCCGAGUGGACGAUGUCAUGCGUCUGUGCUGUGAACUAUUAGGACAUAAGGAGUUCAAGGUGAAGGCAAAAAACUCCUUCAAAUGUGCAGGGGCUCUAGGAGCAGCUGUGCUUUUAUGCGGGCUUGUGGCUGGACGUGUGGGGGUCGUUGGUGGACUAGUCGGCGGUCUGUUGGGCAUCUGGCGCACCAGGAGGAAGUUCAAACCUCUGCCUCAGAUCCUGAUGGAGCUGACUCCAGCCCAGCAGCAGAAGCUCUAUAACGACGUCUUGGCCGUCAUAGGAAACCUGCACUGGACUGAUGCAGCUCAUCUCAUCGCCCUGGUGAAGGGCGAUGCAACGCUCCAGCAGCAGGUCACCGCUGCGUUACUAAACUACGUCAGCAAGGAGCUCAGGGCGGAGGUGCGCAAUCGUUAAUGAGGCAUCAAUGCUCAUGUACCUUUAAAGGCAGAAUGUGCAACAUUUUACACAUAAAUAUUGCAGAAA
Molecule: messenger RNA, 1029 nt
Organism: Labrus bergylta (ballan wrasse)
Lineage: Eukaryota; Metazoa; Chordata; Actinopteri; Labriformes; Labridae
Source: RefSeq, a predicted model, not a curated record